This is a messenger RNA of Insectozyma verbasci, 4098 nucleotides long. NCBI's taxonomy places the organism in Eukaryota, Fungi, Ascomycota, Pichiomycetes, Serinales, Debaryomycetaceae. The record is from the annotation of a GenBank genome assembly.
AUGGAUGAUAAUAAAUCAUUUAUAAAAAAGAAAAGGAAAGAAGAUGUUGAAUCAAUAAAACCAAUUAAAAAAAUUAAAAAACAAUCUUAUUUUACUCCAAUUAAUAAUUUAACGAAUUAUAAUCAAUUUAAUAAUAAUAACAACCAUGAUAAUUUGAAAAAAACAACUCCAGUUAACAUUAAACCUUUUGAAUCUGUUGAUACAAAUACUUUGAAUAAUAAAAUCAAACCAGUAGAAGAAAUACCUAAAAGUUUAGUUAUUCAAAAAAAUUUUAAAGAAUUAAAUAUUGUGCCUGAUGGUUCAGAUGAUAGUUUUGAUGGCAUUAAAUGGAAAGAAAGUCCAUCUAAUAAAGAAAAUAAAUAUUCACAACCAAACAAACAAAUUGAUAUAUUACCUGCUUCGUCACCUUUAAAAAAUAUAAAAUCAAAUAGGAAUAAUUUAUUAUUACCAGAGAAUUCUACAACUACUGUACUAUCAAAAUAUGGUAGUAAUUUUAGAAAUGUUUCAGUUGCAAUUACUCCAAGAAUAAAUAAAACUUAUUCCGAUUUAAGUUUUACUGAAAGUAAAUACAAAAAAUUUUCAUCAUCACAACCGUCUCCUACUUUGCAACGUGCAAAAUCUGGUGGUAUACUUCAUAAUGUUUCAGAUUCAUUUCAAAAUAGUUUAAAUACUUGGAUUCAUAAAUUUGAGAAAGACCCAGAAGAUCAAAUAAAAUUACAACUGUCUCCAGUUAAUACAUCAAAUUCAGAUGAUCCAUUUACUGAUGAUGAUUUGGAAAUUAUAGAAGCAAUGAAUCUGGCAAAUUUAACAAAACCUAAAUCUGAACAAGUGGAAAAUGAAUCAUCUGAUCCAUUUUCAGAUGAUGAUGAUGAUGAUCCAGAAUUGUUAAAUAUAUUGAACAAAAGUAAAAAUACAAUAAAAAUAGAACCAGAUAGUGAUAAUUUUUCAAAAGAGGCAGAGGAAUCAUUAAACUUUCUAUUUAAAAGAUCCAUGUUUAAAAGAUAUAAAAUUUUAAACAUUAUAUCUCAAAACUUUAAACACAAUAAAAAACAGUUAAUCCUAGAUAUUGUUGAUGGUGAUGAAAAAAAAAGUAAAUUGAUUGUAAGAGAUGAAAACACUUUGUUACCCUUCAAUAUUGGGGAUAUUAUCCAUUUAAUUAUAACAAAUGAACACAAUCCACAUCUAGUAGAUGACUCAAAUAAUUUUCUAAUAUGGAAUCCAGAUAUUUUAUUAUCAGCAACUACAAUUUCUCAACAAAUUGGUUGCUCUAGGAAAACAGUUUUGAUGUCAAGAUAUAAAUUUCCUGGAGUUUACUCAAUUCCUUUAAUUGUUGGAGAAAUUGUGCAUUUCAUUUUUCAAGAAUGUUUAGCAGAUGAAAAUUGGGAUAUUUCAUUUAUGAAUAAUUUAGCAGAUUCAAUGAUUGAUAAUUAUUUAUUACAUUUAUUUAGUAUAAAUGAAACUAAAGAAAAAGUAAAAGAAGAAAUUAAUAAACAUCUACCGUAUUUAAAAACUUGGUUUCAAAAGUAUUAUAAAAAGCAAUUAAAUUCAAGUAAUUACAUCGAUCAAUUUCCAUCAAAAGAAAAGAUAAUGUUUGCAUUAGAAGAAGCUUUAGAUAUCGAAGAGGAUAUUAAGUCACCUAUGUUUGGUAUGAAAGGUAAAGUUGAUGCUACAAUUACUGCUAAAUUUUUGAAUAACAAUAUGAAAGGUAAAUAUUUAAUUCCAAUGGAAAUAAAAACGGGUAAGGAAUAUAUUGAACAUUAUGCACAAGCAUCUUUAUAUUCAUUGUUAUACAAAGAUCGUUACGAUUUAGAUAUUGAUUCAUUUUUAUUAGUUUACACUAAAGAACAAUUGACUAAAAAAUGUAAUAUUAAAUUUCAAGAUAUCAAGAGUUUAAUUCAUAUUAGAAAUGUUAUAUCACAACAUUUUAAAUCAAAUAUCAGUUUACCUCCUGUAGUAAAGAAUUCACAAUGUGAAAGAUGUAAUGUUCAGACUGCAUGUAUGACAACAAAUCUAUUAUUAGAGAAUGGGAAUCAAAAUGAUUGGUGUUCUGAUUUAAAUUUCAAUAAAGUAAUGCAAGAUAUCAAAGACAAUGAAAACUAUAGUUUAUUUUUCAGUUCAUGGGAUAAACUAUUAUCGCAAGAAGAACUGUUUUUGAGAACUAAGAAUCAGCAAUUAUGGUUAGUAGACCCUAAAAAACGUGAAGGUACAUGUUUGGAAAAUUUGAAAAUUGUAGAUUCAAAUGAUAAUAAAACAUCUGUAAUUACUAUGACAACAGGUCAUGGCGAUUUAAAUGGAAAGAGUUUUUUAUAUACUUUUGAAAAGAAAGAUUCAGUAAAUUUUUUACAUACCCAAUUUAAUGAAGGUGAUAGAGUGAUUGUAAGUGAUGAAGAUGGUCAUUUUGCAAUAACCAAUGCUUUGAUUAAGCACAUUUCAAAACAAAAGAUUAUAAUAUCAACUCGAAGAAGGAUUCUAACUCAUGAUUGUAAAUUAGAUACUUACAAAGAAACAAAUAAUCAAGUUCAUCAAGGUGUUUUAAGAAAAUCUAUUCAAGCUAUUGAUAAUAAAAAGUCAUUUCGUAUUGAUAAAGAUGAAAUGUUUUAUGGUAUGGGGUUAGCUAGAUUUAAUUUGUUGAAUUUAUUCUUACCAGGAGGAGAUUCAAAUACUAGAAGAUUAGUUGUUGAUUUGGAUAAACCAAAAUUUUCGACAAAUACUUCAAUUAAGACUGUAAGUAAAUUAAAUUUAGAUCAAAAUCAAGCAAUAAUCAAAUCUUGUCAAGUACAAGAUUAUUUGUUGAUUAUUGGUAUGCCUGGUACGGGUAAAACCAGUGUAAUAGCAGAAUUAAUAAAAAUAUUAAUUGCACAAGGUAAAUCAAUAUUAAUUACAAGUUAUACAAAUACAGCAGUUGAUAAUAUUUUAAUCAAAUUAAAGAAAAUGAAUAUUGACUUUUUACGAAUUGGAUAUCCAUUAAGAACUCAUCCAGAUAUUCAUGAAUACAUACCAGGUUAUAAACAAGAAAUUAGUGAUUAUUUUCAAACAUACAUGCUGCCACAAAUUGUUGCAACUACUUGUUUAGGAGUGACCGAUACGUGUUUUAAUUUAAGGAAUAAAUUUGAUUAUUGUAUAGUUGAUGAAGCUUCUCAAAUUUCAUUACCCAUAAAUUUAGGACCAUUAAGAUUUGCUGAUAAAUUCAUUAUGGUUGGUGAUCAUUACCAAUUACCUCCAUUAGUUUUGCAUCAAGAUUCAAGAGUUAAAAAAGGAUUAGGUCGAUCAUUAUUUAAACUAUUAGCCGAGACUCAUCCAGAAUCUGUUUGUGAAUUAACAUAUCAAUAUAGAAUGUGUGAUGAUAUAAUGCAAUUAUCAAAUAUAUUAGUUUAUGAAAAUAAACUCAAAUGUGGUUCCAAAAAGGUUGCAAAUCAAAGUCUAACUAUUCCUAAGGAUUAUUUAACAACAAUAAGUGAUGGGAUACCAAAAAGUUUAAGAUGGAUGGAUGAUAUAAUUAAACCAUACAAUAAAGUCUUAUUUUUAGAUCAUGAUUUAUUAGAUGCUAAAGAAAUUCAAAUUGGAGAGGCAAUAAAAAAUCCCACAGAAGCAUUUCUUAUUCAACAAAUUGUUAAAACAUUGGUAUUGUCUGGAGUUGAAGAAAAACAUAUUGGUGUGAUGUCAUAUUAUAGAUCACAAUUAAAUUUAUUGAAAAAAUUAUUAUCAUCAAAGACUGAGAUUGAGACUUUAACUGCUGAUCAAUAUCAAGGAAAAGAUAAACAAUGUAUAAUAAUAUCGUUGGUUCGUUCGAAUGAUAAAAAAGUUGCAGGAGAGCUAUUAAAAGAAUGGAGAAGAUUGAAUGUUGCAAUAACAAGAGCAAAAUCAAAACUAAUAAUACUUGGAUCAAGAACAACACUAUCAAAUAACAAUGUUACAAAAAUUUUUAUAGAUUUUAUUGAUUCAAAGGGAUGGUAUUAUAAAUUACCAUUAAAUGGUGAUAAAUUGUAUAACCUCCCUCAAUCAGUAAAUUCGUCACCUAUUAAAUCUCAAAAGAGGGAAUCAAGAAUAAUGAAGAAUAAAGUUGUAUUAAAAAAUAUAAUUGAUGAACUAAAUACAUGA